Rotaria sp. Silwood2 is the source of this 1476-nucleotide messenger RNA. The record is from the annotation of a GenBank genome assembly. NCBI's taxonomy places the organism in Eukaryota, Metazoa, Rotifera, Eurotatoria, Philodinida, Philodinidae.
AUGUUUUCUCGUUCAACACAAUUUCUUCAACGAUUAACAAUAAUAAAUUCACCUCGAAAUUUAUCAUUUAAACAAUUAAAUCAUAUAAAACCUACUAUCAAUCGAAAUCUUGCGUGGUUUUCUGGACAAUCACGCAAGGAAACUUUUGGUGGAAAAUUAAGACGACGUUUAAAAAAUUUUUUCAUUGUUACUAUUGUUGGUCUCGGUACAUUUUAUGGUUAUCGUAGUUAUCGUCGUUAUCGAUGGUUUAAUGAAAUGAGUGACUCUGAUAAGACUAUUGGUGCUAAACCACGUGUUAUUGUACUUGGAACAGGUUGGGGUGCUGUACCACUUUUAAAACAUAUUGAUACACAUAAAUAUGAAGUUGUUUGCGUAUCACCACGUAACUAUUUUUUAAUGACACCAUUAUUACCAUCUGUUAGUGUUGGUACAGUUGAAACUCGAACCGUAAUUGAAUCAAUUCGUUCACUUAUUGGACCACGUGUUAAAUUUGUUGAAGCACAUUGUGUCAAUGUAGAUCCAGAAGCAAAAAUUAUAACAUGUAGUAGUGAUGGAGAACAAACAGUAUCUCGUGGUGAUGAUGUUAAAGCUAUAUUGGUCCCAUCAAGACGUACAGAUGGUGCAUCAUCAAGAAUAAUUAAAGAUUCAGCUCGAGUUCGACCUGAAUUUCAUAUGAAAUAUGAUAUUCUUGUUGUUGCUAUUGGUUCAGAAAAUAAUACAUUUAAUACUCCAGGUGUUGAAGAACAUGCACAUUUUCUUAAAGAACUUCUUGAUGCUCGACGUAUACGUUCAGCAAUUAGUGACGCUUUUGAAUCAGCCAUGACACCAACACAAACAUUAGCAGAAAGAAAACGUCUUCUACAUUUUGUUAUUGUUGGAGGUGGACCAACAGGUGUAGAAUUUGCUGCCGAACUUGCCGAUUUAGUUCGUGAAGAUCUGCAAAUUUAUUUUCCACAUCUUGUUGCUAGUGAUGUAAAAAUAACAUUAAUUGAAGCACUUGAUCAUAUUUUAUCAAUGAUGGAUAAAAAAAUAAGUGAUUAUACUGAAAGACAUUUUCAUCGUGAAAAUAUUGAAGUAUUAAUGAAUACAUUUGUAAAAGAAGUUAAACAACGUGAAGUUAUUAUACAAUUAAAAGAUUCCGAUGAACUUAAAUCACUUCCAUGUUCAGUUGUUGUUUGGGCAACUGGAAUUAAAGCUCGACCAUUAACAAAUAAACUUCGAGAAAUAAUUGGCUUAAAUAUUCAAAGCAAUCGUAUGGGUCUUCUUACUGAUCCAUAUUUACGUGUAAAAGGUGUUGAUGAUGGUUCAAUAUUUGCUCUUGGUGAUUGUGCUACAAUUCAAAUGCCAAAAUUAAUUGAUCGUAUUCAUUCAUUAUUCGAAGAAGUUGAUACGGAACAUCGAGGUGCACUUGAUGUUCAACAAUUUCGAACAUUAGUUGAAAAGAAGAUUACAGAAUUUCCACAAGUAUUUAAAUAG